Molecule: messenger RNA, 13432 nt
Organism: Labrus bergylta (ballan wrasse)
Lineage: Eukaryota; Metazoa; Chordata; Actinopteri; Labriformes; Labridae
Source: RefSeq, a predicted model, not a curated record
GGCAGAGGCAGACAGAUGAUAAACAAGUCUCAAGACAGUUUAUUUUGGACAGACAAAAAGAGAUUAUUCGUCAACUGAGGAUCAGUAACAUCUCUGCAGUCCCUAUGCUGCACAAGGCAUGGCCGAGAGACAGGACAACGAGGUGGAGGAGGCUGACCAGAUCUACCUGCUGAUGAAAGAGGAGUAUCGGAUAUCUAGGAAUGUGCGUCUUGCAUGGUUCCUUGGUAAACUAAACCAAGUCAUCUGGCCAGCCUCAAAGCCGGAACUACUGAACUCAGAGAACGAAUUGGACUUGCUCAGCAUCUUACCCAAAGGAUGGCAGUCGGAGUUCUCCCCCUCGAUGUACCCCUACAUGUUGAUGCCAUCCUCUCGGGCCACCUUCCUGGCCCGGAGGUACCGCUUCAUCAUCGAGCUGGACCUCAGCCCCUCGACAGGGAUUGUGGAUGACAGCACAGGAGAGAUGAUAUUCGAUGAGGUGUUUCAUGCCUUGUCCCGAUGUUUGACUGGUCUCAGUCAGCCGUUUAAAGUCCCGGGAACGGAGGAAGUUUUCAAGCCCAAGAUCUUCAUCACCAUCUUGGUGUAUUCAUCAAUUAUCGGACUUACAUCCCAUCAGGUUUUAGUUCAGGGCUGUCAGCUUGAUAGGACGGACCUUGAUGAGUUCCUGCAUCAAAUCUAUCAGCAGCUCAGAGCAGUGGAGAGCAACAUCGCACAAGUCCUUCAUCAGCAGCACGAACAGCCUCUGGAGCAAGUCCAAAAUUCAGGUGUCCAUGGCAACAACCUCGAUGAGCAGUCGCACAGAAAGCAGAGCAUCUCCAUCGUGUCAGCUGAUAUGGGUCUCGUCAGCAUGGUACGCCAAGGCAUCCUGGCCCUUCAGCUGCUGCCUCCAAACUCCAGUGCUGGUAUCAUUAUAAUCACAGAUGGAGUGACUAGUGUUCCCGAUGUAGCCGUGUGUGAAACCCUGCUCAACCAGCUCAGGAGUGGAACUAUCGCAUGCUCCUUUGUGCAGGUUGGCGGUGCGUACUCCUAUGACUGCAGCUUUGGCUACAUCCCCAACGUGGAGCUGAUGAAGUUCAUCUCAUUGGCCACCUUCGGUUCCUUCCUGCCUACCUGUCCUGAUGUCGACUUGAACAGCCAGGAGAUGAAUGCGUAUCACAAGGCCUUCCUGACCUAUUCCUUCCUUAAAACUCCUGAGUCCAUGAACUCCGAGUACUUCUGCGUUUCACAGCACAAACUGUUCAAUGAGCAUCUGUUGUCGGCCAGUGGUAACCCCGCCCUGGUCAUGAGGAGGAAGAAACACACAGAGAAGGAAGUCCAUGCCAACUUAAUCAGCGUGGUGUCUGUGCGACUGAGAGAGGGCUACACCAUCCGAGAGGUCAGCCUCACAAAAGGUGGGACUCAGCUGGAGGUGAAGCUUGUGUUGUUAUGGAAACACAACAUGCAUAUCGAGUAUCUGGCAGCUGCCUCUUGGCCUUUGGACCCCGCCAAGAGAACCACCAGGGUGGAGGUGACUAUGGAGGGAAGCUACGACAUCCUGCAUGAUAUCAGCUGCACCCAGAGGAAGCCCAUCACCAGCCCGUACCGCACUUCUGUCAUCCGGCGCUUUUGGAACACACUGCAGAGCAUCAAUCAGACCGAUCAGAUGUUGGUGCACCUCCAGUCCUUUAAUUCAGUUCCUGAGAACUACAUGAUUCCUGAGAGCACCAAAAAUGGAGUACCUCUGUUUUACAUCCCUCCUGGCUCUACUACUCCGGUCUUGUCAUUGCAGCAUGGUGGAUCCAAAGACUCCUCCCAGUCCCAGUUUGCUUCCUACUGGAAGCCCAUCCUCUCCAUGGACGCAAACUUCUGGCAGAGAUGGCUGCACAUGCAUCGCAUAACGAUCAUCCUCGAACAUGACAUGCCGGUCCCCAAACACCUGCACACAGCUGGCAGCAACGGUCGUUACAGCACCAUACAGUGCCGUAUCUCCCACUCUGCCCUGACGUCUCUUCUGAGGGACUGGAGCAGCUUUGUGCUGGUGGAGGGCUACUCGUAUGUUAAACUCAUAUACAGUUUUCCUGACCAGCCUCCUACCUCCUUCUACUUGGUCCGUCUCAUCUCAAAGACACCGUGUAUGGUGCUGCGUUUGGGUUUCCCUAUUGGUACAACGGCUCUUGUGAGAAACAAGAUUGUGGAGGAGCUGCGGGAGCAGAUCCUGAAACUCCGCUUCCCUCAUCGUGUUCAGAGCAAAGAGGCAACCCCAAAGACAAAAAGGAAAAUAGUCGGCCAUCCAUCGCCAUCCAAAUCACCCUCAAUCCCCGCCCCCAAACCUGCGCUGUCAGACAGGCCGUGUGUGGUGGUGCUCAAUAAGCCUCUGGAAAAGCUCCUCAUAAGGUAUGAGAAGCUACCGUUAGACCUUCGCACUCCCUUCAUUUUCCACAUGGAGAACUUCCCCCCGCCCUCAAACAGCACCGUCCCCCUCAGCAUGGCAGCCAACCGCACAGCCUCCUCCACCCUGGCCUCCCUGUCCCGUUACUUCCUGCACCAGCGCUGGGUGUGGAACGUGCAGAACAGCCAUGGACUGACUGUGGCCAUGCAGGCGGUCGCUCACAUCCUGUCCAUGCUCUCUGAGAUUCGCAUCUCAGAGGGCUUUCACUUUGCGGCCACUGGUGAGGGCAUUGUGAACAUGGUGAUCGAGCUUCCAAUGAAGGCUGUCUCAGGGGAGACUGACAGAGAGAGUCACUCCUGUAUCAUUCAGUACAUCCUGUUUCCACCUCACUCUACAUCCACCAAGGACAGCUUCUCCACUGAUGAUGACAACGACACUGAAGUGGAGGCUGUCGAUGUGGACACGGAGCUGAACCUCGUGACAGAGUGUUGGGUAGAACCGCAGAGUGGCACCGUGAUGAACUGCAUGGAACAGCAUCGCCACUUUAAGGGCCUCAAGUACCAGGAGAUACCUCAAGCAAUAUUCCCCAGAGAUUUUGCCUGUAUGUCCACUAUGAUGACCUUUGAGUAUUUGAGCCAACUGUGUCAGAACAAGGACCAGGUCUGCUCAAUGCCGGCUGGAUUCAAGGAUUUGAGAGGAGAAGCCUCGGACCCUGAGGACAGCAUUCACAUGGUUCCUUUCCAGUUUGACCUCAUUCAGCUGCUACCAAAGUGCCAGCAGGUGGAGCUCUUCUUCCUCACGUUCACUACAGGUAAUGAAAACGAGGAGCAGCUGCACAGCUCCCCCUGUCUGCCUAACGAGCUCCUGCUCAGCCUCUUCCACAGCAGCCUGGAGCAUGAGCUCAGUGACAGAGAGAUCCCGUUAGCUGACAAUGACCACGCCGCCUUCAUGCUCCACAUUUUAGAGCGAGAACGAGACGGCCAUGUGGCUCCUUUCUCCCUACCUGUAAUCAAAGAAGAGUGUGUGAAGCCUUCAGAAAGACAGGACGCGAUGACAUCCUUCCACACCACAUGCAGUGGCAAAGAGGUGAUGGGAUCGACCAGCACUUUACAGAGUUUCAGUAAUGCUGACCUUGUGGAUGAGGAGCCCUUUCUGUUGGAGAGGAACUCCUCCUCACCGCAGUGGAGAGCCUACGCCAAGUACAUCGGCUCACAGCAAAUUCUCCUCACCUUCCUCCCUGCUUCCUUCGCAGAUGUUCUUAUGUUGAAAGCGUCAGGGCUGGAGACGGAGCCUCAGGGUAAUGUUGGCACACAGGAGGACGACACCCUGACACCCAGCAACAGAUCUCAGGCUGACUCCCUUUCUGGCUCAACCAGUUGUCUGGAGAGGUCUGAGUCUGACAUUAGUUUGGCGAGUAAACUACAGAGCAGCUCCAGUAGUGGGCACUUCAACAACAGGUCCCCGUUACUCUCACCACAGUCCGAGAGCCAGACUGGGAAUGCAGACUCGGUCAUCCUAGACCAUGACAGCUGGGACAGCAGAAUGUCUGAGACAGAGGCUGGGAACCCAGGCUCAGAUCUGGGAGAAAAAGAGGGAGUCCAGUUCUCUGAACCACAGAAGGCAGAUUUCCAAAUCGGCUUCGACAGGCAGGUUCCUCAGCUGAGCAGCAUCGACUGCAGCCAAUUAAAGUGUCCUGUCUACGUUUACAACUGCUCCCUGGAUCACCUGAAGGAGCAGCUGGUGCAUCCCAACUCCAACCGCCAACCCAGGGACAUCUUCCUCAGACCUCAAGAUGCUGAAUCCUGGGAGAUGAAUCAGCAGAUGAAGUUCAGGUCACUGUCUCAGGACCGCAGCAGUCCAUCCCCUUGGGCCGAUCUCCUGGCUCAGCCUCACAAAAACAAGGAACUAGCCAACUACUGUGGCCUGCUUCAGGAGCAUUACCACCAGAGCUACGUCAAAGGAGUUUACUGCAGCCUGCAGCAGUCACACAGCAUCAGCUCUCAGGAUGUCCUGAUGGCCAUGGACUACUGUGAAGAAUCUCUGCAGGAGAUUGACAUCACUACCUUCCUGCAGACCCUCUGUGGACACAUCAGGGUCUUCAGGGAACACGGUGAAGCUUCAGUAUGGGGGAGAAAUCCAAAACCUUCAAAGAGCCCUCCCACCUUUAUCAUUGGAGAGAUGGAGGAGGACAAACCAGAUCACAGGGCUGCUCUGGCCUCCUCGUCCAGUAUUGAAAUGGAGGAUACCAGUGAAGCAGAAUAUAGAUGGAAGUCCUCGGCUCCUACAUCCCCACUGAUCCUGGAUGAGUCUAAGGAAGCCAAAAUCCCUGAGUUCUCCCUGUCGAUGCUUCAGACACAGCCCAAGUGUGAAGUGUAUCCAGACCUGCACAAAGUAGUACAGGAUAAAUUCAUGGAGAUUGUGUGUCAGUAUUUUAAAACUGUGCCAUCCAACCCACACUACUUCUUCUACUGCCCGCCAUCAACCAAGAGAGACGAGGGCUCUGAACAUGCGGAGGGCGGGAGGAGACCAAGUGAGGAGCAGGUGUCAGAAGCUGAGCCUGCAACAGAGGAUGAGAACAUGCCGGGCUGCAUCAUGACUGAGAGCGACCCAGACUUGGUGGUGGAGUACGAGGAGCAACCAGACACCAGAACCCAAGGAGAGUGUGAAGAGCAGUCCCUGUCUGACUCCAACACGGUUAACCAGGACCAGGACUCCUUCAGCAUCUUAGAUGGAGACUCCCUGCUGGAGGCUGAGGGGCCCCAGAUGGACAUGCCUCCACUCUUUGUACAUGUAACCUGUUCUGUCAACAUGAAAAGCUGCCAUGGCUCCAUGCCCAUGCAAACUCUGCCUACCUGCCUUGGUGAGAUUAUUUCCUGCCUGGAGAAUGCCGAGUCCUUGAAGUCUGUGGAUUUGAAUGAGCUCUCAGUAACAUUAGAUAUUUUUGUCCUGACACUACCUCUGGAGAUUGAAGUCAUGGCUGAGUUCCAUCACAACAGAUACACGUCAGAGAGCAGUGUGUCCCUGAAUCGGUCACCAGGGCAGCCCUCCUCAUAUCGCUCUGAUGAGGAGCUCAUGGCGGCGCUGGACAACCUGAGGGGAGCUGGUGUUGACGGGGUCUCCAGUGAUCCCUUAUCCAAACUCCCAAUUCCUCACAAGUUAGCGAUUCUCGCCACAAUGGAUGAGAUCCGCUGGCUUCUUGAGGACGAGAUCGUCUCUGCUCUGCGUCAUUCUCGAAUCAUCAGUUCAACCACGCUGCAGAAAGUAGCAGAGCAUGUCAUGCGGUCCAGCGGGCGACCACAUUGUCACUGUGAGGACGUUCCACUGCAGUUUGUCUUUGGGCCAGAGCUGUCGCUGGAAAAAUUCAGAGAGGAGUUCCGCAGAAUGUCCUUCACUGGCUACGUGCUGAACGGAGAGCAGGACAGCUUUUACUACAUGUCUUUGAGCAGACUGCACCCACAGAGGAUUAACGCCACUAAGAAGCUGUCUGAGCGCACUGCUGACCCGCUACAACAACACACCAAUCCCUGCAGCGUGGGAGCAGAGGUGGAGGGGGUCUUACUGGAGAGUGAAGCAGAGAAUGAGGCAGCAGAGGCUGAUAGUGAGAGUGAAGAGAAGAAGUCCAUCAGCACCACUACGGACACUCCGAGUGAUACAACUGCAGAAACCAGUGAGCCAGUCAGAGCCCAGAAGCCUGAGGCAUAUGACAACGUUUCACAGAGCUCCCUUGGCAUGGUAGGGGACAGAGGUCAGCCCAGUGCCCUCCAGCUCCAGACUGAGCCCAGAACAGAGCCAACUUCACCCCCCAAGACCCCAUCCAGUGUCAGCCUGGCUGAGUCUGUGCAGUCUGCCUCCCAAAGCUGUGGCAAACUCAGGCCAAGUCGAGUCCAGAGUGUCGUCUCCAGCCAGGGUAGUCUGGACUCAGACAUGCAAGGAUACGAUGGUGGCAGCAGUGAUUCUGAAUGUGAGAGCCCCACCCUGGAUGAACAUGAGUGUAAGUCUCCACUGAUGCCUGACUUCUGGCUCAUCGUUAACAUUCACCAGGACAGAGUGAAGGUCUACUCCCACUCCAGGUGCUUCACGGAAGGAAAAGACGACAUGGCAAAGGAGAUGGAAAAUAAAGAAGACGAUAUGGAGCUACCUGAAUAUUUACAGCUGCAUCAAAUGGUGGUCAGGAAGAUCGGUGAAAUCUGCAGAGUAGUCAAUCAGCGAAUGCUGCUGCAAGACCUUCAUGACAGUCAUGUGUGUAACUCUCUGCUGGUGGCUGAGAGUGAAGAGGACAUCUGGAAGACGGAGUCUAUCUACAGGCAGAGGCUCAACACUUCAGAUGAUUACAACACGGAGGAAAGCUAUCCGGCAAGAGACUACCUGGCAGCUACCAUGCAGUUCAUCCCUGGACACUUCUCCUGUGACGUUGUGUCGAGCACAAUUAUCCACAUUCACCCUCGCCUCAAGAUUGGACCAAACAUGGGGGUAUCUAGGGCAAUUCAGGCCCUGCGCUCUGUGCUGAACUCUUUCUGUGUCGUCAACCGAAAGAACAUGUUUGUGUACCAGGAGCGGACGACUAAAUCAGUCUUCUACCUCAGACUUUGUGAAACAUCACUAACAGGGAAAUACUCCGAUGUGGAUGGAAACCUCCACGUGGCUCGCUCCAUUGGACUUGCCAGGAGUCAAGAGCCUUUAUAUUCUGAGGAUCUCAUGGGCUCUCGGUCUUCUCUUGACGGCUCUCGACCGGUUGGACAAGUAGACAAGCACAUCCUGCUCCUCGUGCAUGGAGUAGGAAAUGCAGGUCCUGAGAUCACAGACGAGCUGGUGAAGGUGCUGCGCAAACGUUUGGAUGAGACAACCUUGGACAUCAUCACUGUCAUGCUUGUGAGGAACUGCAAGCUGACACCGGCUGAUGUGGAGUUCAUCCAGCCCUCUGGAUCCCAAGCCACUGAGGUGAUGCACUUCAGUCUACCCCAGUACUGUCGUCCAUGGCUGCCCGCUGUGGCUCACUACCUCAGACAGAAUCUCCUCAUCUUCCUGCAUGUACCGAAGUACACCGACAGCAACACAGCACAUCACUUCAAGCACUACUUUCAUUUGAGCAGUGACUUGGCUGAGGGUGAUAUCUUCCUCUACAAUAAGCCUGGAGGCCAAGGGACGGGUGGCAAAGGUAUUGCCUGCAUAGCGCUCUCCUUUGUGGACGCCCAUGGUCAGUCCCUUCAGGUCCCUCCAGCACAGGAAUUUGCCGCUCUGCAGAGAUCAGAUAGCUGCACUAUCUCCCUCCAUCCAGAGCAUUUUGAUGAGCUGACCACUGUUGGUAAAGUGUUCUCCAUCAGCGACGGUCCAGGCACAGACACACAGCUGUACGUACGGUUUGACAUCUGGGAACAAGGAAACGUCAGCCCCUUACAGCUAAGUGAUAAACUACAGGGGGCGCUCCGUCACGCUCUCUGUGACGCUGUCAUGGAACUGAGAGUCCUGCCAAAUCCUCUUUGUCUAGGAGUGUCCUGCCCAGCAACUAAAGCUCAGAAGGAAGAGGCUAAAGGACUUUUAAUUUCUUUGCCUGAAGUGAAAGAAGUGAAGGACAGCCAAAGGCAACGCAGUGGUUCACGGGUCUUUAAAACAAGCCCCUCUCCCAUCACCUUACCCCAAGUUGUAGGGAGCACCCAGAUGCCAGGGACCAGCACCCCUGAGUCCACCACACCCACCAGCAAGAGCACCCGCCGGAGCUUCUGGGAUAUACUGAGUAAGCCUGACUCAUCAGAGCUUGGAAGCCCAAAGACAACUGAUGACAUCGUGCAGGAGAAAGGAGAAGAGGGCCGGGCAGCAAGACGAAGACACAAGACGGAGAACGUGAAGCAGCAGUGGAGCCAGGAGAAGGCGAUGGCUGUGGAGCACGAGCAGGCCCAGAGGCGGUACGUCUCUCAGCUGGAGGAAGGAGAUACAGGUACUCUACACCCCAUGUACCAGCUCACCUGCCAACCAUGGAUGACUUUCAUGGCUAAACUUGGCUGCCCCUCCAUUCAGCAGUGCACGGCUGAAAUUGCUUCACACUUCCUUCUGCCGUCCGUCUUGGCGGAAAUAGUCAAUUUGGUCAGUUCUCUGGCCAGUGAUACAGCAGUGAAGGCAUUCGAGAAGAAAAGCUGCCCUCAAUCUGAGGACGUGUUUGCACCGUUCCCCCUCCUCCUGAACCUCAGCCAGCCUCCAGGCGCGACCAGGACCUUCAUCCUCAUCGGACGCAGCUUCCACCAGUGGCACUGCAGCACAGAGCAAGAAGACAGUUCAGAUGAGGAACACUCCCCAGUGCUUAAUAGGUUCACACCUCAUAAGGGCUUCCAGCGCUUCGAGGCUCUGGAGCAGAGUGAUGUGUUCAGUCCUAUCCAGGCCGGGGCAGGACUGGCUCCCCGCCAGAGGUUCCUCUACAUCAGCAUCCUGGACAAAAAGGUGACUCUAUACAGCUAUAACUGGUCCGUGGACCUCGGCGCCUCUCUGAACCGUGAUAUCAUCCGCCUCGUUAAGUGGCAAAAUGCAAGGGCUCAUGUUGUCCACUGUCUGCUCAACCAGAAGAUGGGCCUCUUCCACCAUCACUGCUUCUCUGAUGCACCCUUUCACGAACUGGACUCCAAACAGGAUCCCAAUCCGUUCCUAAGCCCUUCCAUGGAGCCGGAUGCUUUGCUGCGCAGCACAGUUCCUCCUUUGCCCAGUAAAGAGCAGGGCAGGCUGGGAAGCUCUGGUCGAAGUCUCGCUCCACUCCACUUCCCCUCUGAGUUGCUCCCCUUUGACGAGGCUCUUAGGGACGUCUGCACCAUCAGACCCUUGAUGGACGGGGAUGUGGUGGCCCGACAUGGAUCUCAGCUCCUGGAGAUCAAGGCUGCUGAGCGUAGAGAAAUGGAGAAACAGAUGAAAAUCGAGAACCUGUUUGUGACUUGGCAGCAGAGGUCAGCACAGUCAAACAUGCCAAUUUCAGGGGCAGAUUUGGAGACCCUGAAACAGUCAUCUAGGCUAGUCCACUAUUGUGCAACCCCUCUCCUCUUUGACCCCGUCUUCCGCAAGCAGAUCCAAGAGGAACAAAUUGUUCAGCCUCCAGUAAAGAAACGGCAUUGUUCCAGUGACUCCACAGCGUCAGGACGGGACCGAAGCUACAGCACUGACUCAGGUGAUAUGCUUCCCAGCCGACUGAAGGAAGAGCCCUGGCUUCUGGAAAUUUCUGGCACCUUCCUCCAGCAGUACGUCCAAUACCUGCAGAGCAUGGGCUUCAUUUUGGUUCAGGUCCGGCCUCAGUCUCCAGCUCGCAGCAUAGCCCGUGCUCGGGCUGCGAUGCUGAACUCGAUGUCAUCAGAAGGGAGAAUGUCUUUUUCUUACGUAAAGCAGAAGAGCGAGGACAGCCCUAAGACUACGCUUUCUGCAACCACCGCAUACCACCUCCAGAGGGCGCUACCAGGGGGCAUUGUAUUGAUGGAACUGGCCUUUAAGGGGUGUUACUUCUGUGUGAAGCAGUAUGCGCUGGAGUGUUCACGCAUCCCCAUGGGACAGACGGUCAACUCUCAGGGCAGCCUCCUCACCAAACCUCGUUGCAAGCCGUUCCCCGAUGCCACCCCAGUAUCUGACUGUGCGCUCUCCAUGCUCUUCACGGAGGAGUGCGAUAAGGUGCGCGACCUGAUGCAUGUUCACUCCUUCAGCUACGACUUCCACCUGAGAGUGGUUCACCAGUACUUGGUCGGCUGCCACAUGACGCUUAGACAGGGCUACCAGCUCACCGACUUCUUGGACGACUUCAUUUCCCAUCACCCGGAUAUUCCCAAGUUUGGCCGCAAUCAUGUUUUUCAAGGGAGCUUCUCGAUCUCCACGGGGAUGAUUACCGCUCACCAGCUCUACAACUACAUCACUGACCACACCAGCACCUACGGCAUGAAGCCCCUUCGCAUGUCCAAGGGUCCAGCUACCAAUGAUAGUAAGAAAGGAACCCCUGACCUACAUGAGUAUGCACUUGUGGCUCUUUGGAACAGUUCUGGCUCUUACAAGGAUCUGGAGGGCCUCCACCACCAUGAUGACUUUGACGUGUCCAUGGUUGUGUGCCAUAAUGCCGCCCCAUUUGAGGAGCAGUCAGAUGGGGAGAGGCAUUUGCUGAGGUUGCGGUUCUAUGUAAUCAUGACCAGUCAGAGAGAGCUCUUCCCACGCCUCACUGCUGACAUGCGCCGUUUCAAGAAGCUUCCUCAGAUCCAUCGAGAGCCUGGCGAACUGGGUGGCCGGCUUCCCCCGGAUCGAGCUGAGGCCGGUGGAUCCCAUGGAGCUGAACAGGAACUUUGGGAGGAAACAUCGUCUGAAGCUGCAGCUGCCUUGGCCCCCUGUUAUAGCAAUGAGUUUUUCCCUCUGGCAGGUUGUGGGGCAGAGGCUCAGAGGCUGCUGUAUCCCUCCCCUCUGUUCCCUCUGCUCAAUAAUGAGGUAGCAUCAGCCCGCAGGCAGAUCCAGACCAGUGUGGAGCAGGCCAUGGCAUGCCGCAGGGAUAACCUGUGGAGGAGGCUGUUCCAUGGAGAGCAUCUGGCACUGGACAAACUGAAGCUGACCAAACUGUCGUUCAGUGAGCUGGAGGAGCUGCUGGAGGCUGUGCAGAGCCGCUCGGUGGGGGAGAUCGACCCACAACUGGACUGUUUCCUGACCAUGAGUCCAGCUUGGUACCAGAGUCUGAUCAAAGUUCUUCUCAACCGCUUCCCUCAGAGCUGCAGACACUUUGAUGACAACGGCAUUCAAUAUCUGGCUGUCCUGAACCAGAAGUUCACAGACUGCUUUGUUUUGGUCUUUCUGGACAGCCAAGCUGGAAAAACAAGUCUUAAGGUUGUGUUUCGUGAGCCGCUGCCGUCGCAGCAGCAACCCAGCAGCAGUCCUCCUCCUCAGCUGGUGUCAAUGUACCAUCACCUGGAGUCUGUCAUCAACACAGCCUGCUAUAACCUCUGGACAGGACUGUUAUAGAGCAGGUCACAGCUGGACUCGGCACACUUCAUAGCCAUGUGACUGUAGCAUGGAAACAGUCAGCAGUCGAGGUAACCACAGGACAACAAGACGCUUGAAGGAGUUUGUGAAGAGGUAAUGACCAGUCUGACAGAGCAAAGCUUCAUCUCAAACAGGGAUGUUACUGUGCAUUGGAUGUGUAUAAUAGACUCUCAGAAGAUAAAUACCCACCUAAAAGGAAAACUGGUCAGCUCUCAGUAUUUAGUCCUCCGUUGUUCUCAGCCUGUUGCUUCUCUCUUGGAAUUAGUGAUCCGUUAGCCUAAACAGACGCUACACGUUUAAUUGUGUUGUUUGGGAUAUUUGAAAAUAUUCCAGUAUCACCAGUGACAAUCACACACUGAUCUGCCUUUCAAUUAUCCAGUAAGAUUCAGUAAUCCUGACUAUGCAGCCGCAGCAUGAACAGUACAAAGUGAAAAUACUUCUCACAGCUGUUUGUCAGUGUACACCGAGUAAAAGAUGGAUACAUCACAAGUAUGUUUCUGUCAAUACAAGUCGUUUUUCUCUGUGGUGAAAUAUGAGGGGAAAAGCUCCUCUCUCACCACGCGUUAUAAUCUGCCUCUGUAGAUGAGUGGACCAGCCACCAUUUAUAGAGGUUGCCCUAACUUUGGCACAGAACCCCUGCUCUGUUAGGUACGUCGCCUUUAAGAGCUAGAACUGGAGGAUGCAAACUGUACUGUGUCUCCUCUGCAGCUAGAGGCAGCAGAGUCAAAUGCUUUGGCCACAACAUGUGAAACUUUCCCAGUAAUGCAGAAAGAAUCUCACCAACAUUUAAUCCAGUACAUCCCUGAACGUCUAUUAACCUACAGACCCUGCACACACUGGGUUCAGAAUAAGUGAAGGAAAACCAAACACGGUUAAAAGGUUAUUUUCUUUUAUCCCACUUAACGACUCAAAUUUAAAGUGCUCUGCGUUGCUAUUUGCUAAAGUCAAAGGCGCACUACUUCUUUACCAUUUACUGUCAGGAGCAUGUUAUGCACAUCAAAAGGUGAACCUGCAUUCACAACACGUUGACACUCUGCUUGUCUCACACACUGGCCUGCAGCAGUGCACCUUAUGCCCAGCUACCUCCUCACACCUCUGUGGUACCUGAAGGAGCUCCUUUGGAUUCAUGCUAACUUUGGCAUCGGUCUGUUUUUAGCAUCCAAACAGUGGAUUCAGUCCCUCGUGGUAAUGUGUGGUUUUUUUUACCUGUCGAGUGGACAUACCAAUAUUUUGUUUUCCACAUUAAGGCUUCAAAGUAUUUCUGCAGUAUUUCUUUCUUCAUUAAUAUGUCGAAGUGAUCUUGAAGUGUGUGCCUUCUCAAAGCAUUGAGCUCCUAAUGAAGAGAGAGAGGGAGAGGAUGUCAGUGUGCACAGUGCUUAGACUUUAAUGCUAAAUUUCAGUGUCAAAACGUGUUACCCAACUGCCGUAUCAGACGCCCUGAAGUGCCUUUCCCUGUUUAAUUUUUUUUCUUUUUAAUAUUUUCCAAACGUAUGACGGGAUGCUGUUGUUGUUCCAUUAGCUCUGCAUAGAUGAUCUGUUAAAACACUCAUCCUUGAUGUGUUGCAGUGAAAGUGCCUGACUCAGUUUAGGGAAUAUCAAAGUAACUGACUUUUUAUGAGAACAAAAAGGUUUUGAUGACUUACAUAAUGUAACGCGACAUGUAAUCAGAGCUGAGUGUUUGCACAAUGAUGAGCUCUGCGUGUGUUGUGAAACGAUGUGGCUGAUAAUCAGAGCUCAUGAGUGUGUGCUGCCCGCCUGAUACAAACAUGAAGGCUUCAUGACCAUUACAACCUCCACUAAUGUCUUCACUAGACACUCGUAGAUUUCUACACAUUUUCAAUGGAAGGAUACCGAAUGUGUUUGAGUUUCUUAAGAAGGAAAACGAACGACAUGCUGGGCAAACUGCUCAGAGGAUUCAGUCUGAAUGUGACACACUGGAGAUGACGCAAACUGUGAACUGCAAUAAAGAAGCCCUCGGCAUUUUCACUCUGUAAUAUAGUCAUUGCACUGUUGUUGUUAAAUGUAUAAUAUGUAUAUACAGAACAAUUUAUACAGUAUGUCAAAUGCUCAAUAAAGCCCUGGAAUGAAUGAAAA